UGUAGCGAGGUUGUGGGUUGGGUUGAGUCUUGUUGCGGGGUUAUGUGAGCAGUACUCGUGUAAAUAAAUAUACACAUGUAUAUUUAUAUUUAUUUAAAUUAUAAAAAGUAAACAACAUACGUUGGCAUUGAUAAACGAAAUAUAAAAAGUAUACUUUCGAGUGAAUUUGGAAAGCAGACAAAAUUGGGCCACGAUAUUGUGCGCGCGUUGACAACAGCUGCAAAUAAGAUUGUGAAGCACGUAAGGUUUUGCUGUGAAUAUUGGAAGAAGAGUGUUGACGAUGACAAAUGUUUUGCGAUUACCCCUUGAUUAUGCGAUUCCUGCAAAUAUAGUCAAUCACAAUAGAGUCGUGGCGGACAAUGGAAGGCCAAUGCGGAGCGAAGAGAAUCGCCUGCAGUCCUUUAAAAACUGGCCACUCAGCUUCAUACAACCAAGGGAACUAGCGGCCAACGGUUUCUAUUACACCCAGAUCCAAGACGUGGUGAGGUGCGCUUUCUGCAACCUCGAGAUCAGUAAAUGGGAACGUGGAGAUAUACCAAAAAAUGACCACAUGAAAUACUCACCGAUCUGUCCACUGCUGAAUAACCAGGAAUGUGGAAACAUUAAGAUGGACCACAGCGAAGGCUUGGAAUGCGACAGUUCAGCUGCAAAUAUACAACCCGGAGAAGACACCUGCGGUAAAUUUGGUAUCAAAUUGUGUCCCAACGCAUACCCAGAGAGCAGACGUUCGCUUAGUAAAUUAGGAAUUAAUAUAAAUCAAAGCCCAAAAUUCCCAAAUUACGUCACCUAUGAACAGAGGUUUAAAACUUAUCUCCAUUGGCCAAUAUCCAUGAAGCAGAAGCCUGCUGAAAUGGCGGAAGCCGGCUUUUUCUACACCGGUGAAAGCGACAGAACGAUUUGCUUCUUUUGCGGUAACGGUUUGAAUUUUUGGGAGCCGAACGAUGAUCCGUGGGAUCAGCACGCCAAAUGGAACCCGAAUUGUUCAUAUUUAAGGCUGCAUAAGUCGCCAGAAUUCAUUGCAAAUGCCUCCAAUGAUUCGAAUGCUAGUGGCGAGCAAGCUGAGGCUGCUGAUGUAAGUGUUCCUACCACAUCUAGUGAUUCGACUACGGCAGAGGCUCUCAAAGAUAAAUGCAAUGUAGCCGAACUGAAACCAACCAAAGAAAUUGCAGACGAGACAAAACUGUGUAAAGUCUGCUUGGCGCAGGAGAUUGGUGUGGCGUUUUUGCCAUGUGGACAUUUGGUAUGUUGCGUAAGUUGUGCGCCGGGCCAGAGCAAAUGCCCGAUCUGCAGACAAACAUUGAAAGCAACAUUGAAAACUUUCUUCACAUAACUUGCAAUUAUCGACAUCUCACCAUCGAUGUUAUACAACUUUUAAAUUUGUUUCUAUACAAUAGUUCUAGUCAAUGAUAACAUUUAAAAACAGCAUUUCACAUUUUGUACAUUAAUUAAUAUCGUGAAUUAGUCUUCCAUUUUCCCCAGUUUUGUGACACAAAUAUUAAAAAAAAUAUUAAAAAUCUGCCUCAAAAUAAUCUGAUACAAAAGUUUUGACGAGGGAAAUAAAAUAUUUUUUUACAUGAAAAAAUUAUAGAAAUUGAAUUUAAUAAGUUUUCAAGU
Nicrophorus vespilloides is the source of this 1614-nucleotide messenger RNA. RefSeq names its product putative inhibitor of apoptosis. Gene Ontology annotation, cellular component: spindle microtubule; nucleus; cytoplasm. Lineage: Eukaryota; Metazoa; Arthropoda; Insecta; Coleoptera; Silphidae. The record is from RefSeq and is a predicted model, not a curated record. The transcript has 2 exons. Bases 281 to 1330 code for a protein of 349 amino acids. Gene Ontology annotation, biological process: regulation of cell cycle.